CAGCUCUGUGUUCUCUUAAAGAGCCGCGGCGGGCGCGGGUGACGUGAGGAGCUCGGGGAGUAAGGGAGAGGGAAAGUGUACGCGGAGGCUGCAUGGGGACAGAGACCUCCAGGCCCGACGCCGAGCGCAGAGCAGCGGGGGCGGCGGUGGCAGCUGAAGGAGGGGGCCGAGCCGGGUGGAUGUGGCAGAGUGGGGAGCGGGGCAUGUGCUCCGUGUAACGGGACGGUGUACGCGCUGUCUCCGAGCACCGGCAGUAGCUGCGGGGAGGACGGAGAUCGGUGCAGCCCUGCAGAGAGAGGGCGACCCCGCUGCCGCCGCCGGCAUUACGCAGCCCUACUCCCCAGGGAUGGCCGGCCGCAGCCGCCGCUCCUGGCUCAGCGUGCUCCUAGGGCUGGUGCUCGGCUUCCUGCUGGCAUCCCGGCUCAUCCUGCCCCGGGCCGUGGAGCUGCACCGGUACAGCCGGCGGAGAGGAGGCGGGGGCCGGGGCGCAGCCGGGGGGCAGAGGGGCGGCUGCGGGGUUCAGCCUGGGCUGAGGACUGACUUACACGCGCCCUUCCUGGGAGCCCUGGAGCCGGGCAGCGACGAUGACCUGCGCCGGGAUAAUAACUUCCUCUAUGUGGGCGUGAUGACCGCGCAGAAGUACCUGCAGAGCCGGGCGGUGGCCGCUUACAGAACGUGGUCCCAGUCCAUCCCGGGAAAGGUGGAAUAUUUCUCAAGUGAGGGCUCUGACACAUCCAUACAAAUUCCAAUUAUAGCACUGCAAGGUGUCGAUGAUUCUUACCCACCACAAAAGAAGUCCUUUAUGAUGCUAAAGUAUAUGCAUGAUCAUUACCUGGAUCAGUACGAGUGGUUCAUGAGAGCAGAUGAUGACGUCUAUAUAAAAGGUGACCGCCUAGAAAGCUUCCUGCGCAGACUCAACAGCAGUGAACCAUUGUUCUUGGGGCAGACUGGCCUGGGUACUACAGAAGAGAUGGGUAAACUGGCACUAGAACCAGGUGAAAACUUUUGCAUGGGAGGCCCUGGUGUCAUCAUGAGUAGAGAGGUCCUUCGAAGAAUGGUGCCGCACAUCGGAGAGUGUCUACAACAGAUGUACACCACCCACGAGGAUGUGGAAAUUGGCAGAUGUGUCCGAAGGUUUGCAGGGGUGCAGUGUGUAUGGUCGUAUGAGAUGCAGCAGUUGUUUUAUGAGAACUACGAGCAAAACAAAAAGGGUUAUAUUCGGGACCUGCGGAACAGCAAGAUUCACAGAGCCAUCACUUUACACCCGAACAAGAGUCCUCCAUACCAAUAUCGACUGCACAGUUACAUGCUGAGCCGCAAGAUAGCAGAGCUGCGUUACCGCACAAUUCAGCUCCACCGAGAGAUUGUCCUGAUGAGCAAGUACAGCAACACAGAGGUUCGCAAGGACGAUCUACAACUGGGAAUUGCGCCGUCUUUUAUGCGGUUCCAACCACGCCAACGGGAGGAGAUCCUAGAGUGGGAAUUUCUGACCGGCAAGUAUUUGUAUUCAGCUGCUGAUGGGCAACCUCCUAGACGUGGGAUGGAUGCGUCACAAAAAGUAGCUCUUGAUGACAUAGUCAUGCAAGUCAUGGAAAUGAUUAAUGCCAAUGCCAAAACUCGUGGACGUAUUAUUGACUUUAAAGAGAUCCAGUAUGGAUACCGCAGACUCAAUCCCAUGUAUGGAGCAGAAUACGUUCUAGACCUGCUCCUGCUAUACAAAAAGCACAAAGGCAAGAAAAUGACUGUACCAGUGAGGAGACAUGCCUACCUCCAACAAACAUUCAGCAAGAUUCAGUUCAUGGAACAUGAAGAGAUUGAUGCUAAAGAGUUGGCUAAUAGAAUAAACCAGGAUUCGGGAUCCUUAUCUUUCCUCUCAAACUCGCUUAAGAUGUUUGUUCCUUUUCAGCUCACUGCCUCAAGGGUUGAACACAAAGAACCCAAAGAAAAGAAGGUCAGCAUAUUGGUUCCAUUGUCUGGUCGCUUUGAAAUGUUUAGUAGGUUCAUGGCUAACUUUGAAAAGACUUGCCUCAUUCCCAACCAAAAUGUGAAGCUGGUUAUUUUGCUUUUCAAUUCUGAUGCCAACACUGAGACAGAAAAACAAGUAGACCUCAUGAGAGAUUAUCGUGUUAAAUAUCCAAAGGCGGAUCUGCAAGUCUUACCUGUGAGCGGGGAGUUCUCCAGAGCUUUGGCCUUGGAAGUUGGAUCAUCUCAGUUUAGCAAUGACUCUUUGCUUUUCUUUUGUGAUGUGGAUUUGGUGUUUACCACAGAGUUCCUUCAGCGCUGUAGGGCCAACACCAUUCUAGGGCAGCAAAUAUAUUUUCCAAUUAUAUUCAGCCAGUAUGAUCCAAAAAUUGUUUAUGCUGGACAGGUUCCCAGCGACAACCAUUAUGCAUUCACACAGAAGACUGGUUUCUGGAGGAACUAUGGCUUUGGAAUUACCUGUGUUCACAAAGGAGACCUUAUACGUGCUGGAGGCUUUGAUGUCUCUAUUCAGGGAUGGGGACUAGAGGAUGUGGACCUUUUUAAUAAAGUGGUACAAAGCGGUUUAAAGACUUUUAGAAGUGAAGAAGUGGGUGUGGUCCACAUACACCAUCCAGUGUUUUGCGACCCCAAUCUUGAUCCUAAACAGUACAAAAUGUGUUUGGGAUCCAAAGCUUCUACUUACGGUUCCACCCAGCGGUUAGCUGAACUAUGGCUUGAGAAAAAUGACCCUACAUUUGGUAAAGCCAUUCAUACAAAUGAGACUGUGAGGACAUCCUGAUAAGCCAGCGCAGCUGGCAUUUUUAAGACUCCUUUUCAUAGCCAUCUAAUUUAUUUUUUCAAAUGUUUUUUGUUAUUUUUGUUUUUUAUCAUAGUUAUGAUGUGACAGUCUUUAGAAAGGUCUGUCUUAUGAAGAGCUGACUGAGCUUUUCGGACAAAAACAAAUGUGAUCAGUAUUUGCCUUUUAGCCAUUGCAAUAUGACAACUUGAAGUAUCGUUAUGAUCAAAUCCCUGUGUUCUCACAUUCCAUGAAGUCUGGUCUUCAAUUCUAUCCCCACCACACCUAUUGCAAACAAGGUAAUGUGGCCGGUAGACACUGCACUGUACCUGGCACAUCCACAAUUUGUUUGCCCUGAUACUGGCCCUUCAUAUUUGUAACAUUGUUACAAAUCUUCUUUUGGAACUUUUAAUUAUUUAUUAGGUCUGGAGAGAAGAAGCAGACUUUAUUUGGAACAAAGCAUUCCUUUUUAUUUUUAACGUUAGGAUCUUUUUGAUUGCACUCUGGCAAUUGUAUGGAAAGUCUAAUUUCUUUUUGAUUGGUCAUUUUAAUGCAUUUGAGUGGUUCUUCCUUUUUGUAGUGUUUGUGUGUUUUUGUUUUUGUAUUUUUUUUUUUUUUUUGUUCUUAAAAGCCUCCUAAAAAUAAAUAAAAUGUCUAUCAAAUAAGUAGCAAAAAAUGUAAAGAUUAGGUUUUUUUGGUAAGGCCAUUUGUUCCUUUUCCUUAAUUUACAGGUUUUUAUAGUGUGUGUGUGUGUGGUUUUUUCUGUUUUUUUUUUUUUUUGUUUUUUUUAGUUACGUCCCAAUUUUAUUUUCUUGGUUCAUAACUUAUUGUAGGGCUACAUAGUGUGUAUCGUACCUUUUAAAGAGGACAAUUGGCAGUGCCCAUAAACAUGCCAUCAGCUUCUAGUUAUUUUAACUAGUACAUUUUAUGAUAACCUGUUCUGGUUGCUAUGGGUAACUUAUUGUCCCCUUUUUAGAAGGUUUGAUUUCCUCACAGUAGAUAGUUCUGUGCGUGUGUGCACACACUCCUGUACUGUUGAAGGGAUACUUGACCACGUGUGCCAGUGUUGAUUCCAAUUCUAGGAUUGCCAUGGUACACUGCAGGGUCUGUAUGUUACAGCCCCAUGAUGUGUCCUUGUUUAUACUGGAAUCCUGCCACUAAAGCAGCUUCUGAUUUUGUUCCUCCCGCUGCCCCCGCCCACCCCACCCCACCUCCCCUGUUUUUUUUUUCAAAUUUGUUUAUUUGGACCAAAUAUUUGCACAUACCCAACAAAUCAGGUUUCUGUCUACAUUUUAAAAUAGUUUUUUACAAGUGCCUUACCUCCUGUGUUAAACGGACAGCUGCCUAUCCAGACCAUGUAAGGACCAAUUCACCAGGUAUCUGUUACCAACAUGAGGAAUGUACCCUAGAAUCAUGUUAGUAGGUAACUUCAAAGUGUUAGUUCAAACUUUUGUUUUCUCUUCAGAAAUUCUGCUAGAUGUCUCAGUGCCUUACGUGCCCUUCUCUUCUUCUGCAAGGGGGCUGUGCAGUGGAUACAAGGCACUGAACCGUUGUACCAAAUACAUCUUAUAAACUCUCGGAUCAGAGUUCUGUGUCUUCAGGUUUCAUCCUUCCAUUCAGUCUCCUGUUUGUUGGGUUGGGAGAUUAGUGCGCUACGGACUGUUUUAAAUUAUUUGGUUUUGUCUUUUUGUUGAAUCCCUCCCCAAAGAUGACGUUUUGAUUACAUAAAAUGUUUAAUAAAAUGUUCAAUAAAAA
Pseudophryne corroboree (corroboree frog) is the source of this 4513-nucleotide messenger RNA. RefSeq names its product chondroitin sulfate synthase 1 (gene CHSY1). Bases 347 to 2761 code for a protein of 804 amino acids. The record is from RefSeq and is a predicted model, not a curated record. Gene Ontology annotation, cellular component: Golgi cisterna membrane. Gene Ontology annotation, molecular function: glucuronosyl-N-acetylgalactosaminyl-proteoglycan 4-beta-N-acetylgalactosaminyltransferase activity. The transcript has 3 exons. Lineage: Eukaryota; Metazoa; Chordata; Amphibia; Anura; Myobatrachidae.